UUAGUUCGAGUUUGCCCUUAAAAUUCCCCGUUUUGAAAGUUAUUCAGAAAUUUCAUAAAAGAUUGCCGCCAGCCACCGGAGACGGACCGUAGUUGCAAAAACGCAGAGGCUAGUAGAAAGUGCAUCUUUCAACCAACGUCGCUACACUUAAAACAAUACCUGUGAGGACAGCCGAUCGCCAUGAGCCAGUAUCACAAUUUCGACAUUAAAUUAAAACUACGAGACCCGGAUAACGUGGUAUUGACUCCAGCCCUCUUUCGCAACUGCCUUCUCGAUGCUAUGGAAAGCUUCUUUUGUGAGGAUAAACCAGUCCUCGAGAUUGUAAAAUUUUGUGCCCUCCAACAACGUAUUAUUUUCCGGGUCCCGGAGGAAUUUUAUGAAAUGACGCGAAUUUCCAUUCCACUAAUAGGUCAUUAUCAGCAAAAUCCCUGUCAUUUUGAAGUCCUUGAAACGUCCAAGACAAUGCUAGACUUUGAAAAAGUUGGUGAAAAUGAUAUAACCAGCUGCUUUUAGAAUGUAAAUACAUGCGUUUUAAUUUCAA
Drosophila kikkawai is the source of this 541-nucleotide messenger RNA. It is a transcript of the gene Rpp14b, whose product is annotated as Ribonuclease P/MRP subunit p14 b. The record is from RefSeq and is a predicted model, not a curated record. Gene Ontology annotation, molecular function: ribonuclease P activity; ribonuclease P RNA binding. Gene Ontology annotation, biological process: tRNA 5'-leader removal. Lineage: Eukaryota; Metazoa; Arthropoda; Insecta; Diptera; Drosophilidae. Gene Ontology annotation, cellular component: nucleolus; multimeric ribonuclease P complex.